AUGUCAUGGGCGACUCCCGAUAAGAACCAGAGAGCUGCUGAGGGACUUGAGGUGCCAAGCGAGCUGGCCGGGGAUGCGGAUAUGGAUCUUCUGCUCAUGGCGUCUCAGCGGAAGAAACAAGAGGAGAGAACGCUUCCUACCAACAGCCUUCCGAGAUCCACACUCCUCUCUACUCUCCGAGGCUCCAGGAACGUGCUUGACAAGAAGCACAAUCAGUCCCACACGAUCAGUCUCGGCAUGCCGAUCGCAGUCGUACCGGAAGAACUCCCCUGCGUCCUGAUCCUCCUGCAAACCUUUCUGUUCCAAAGUCGUCGUGCUAUUCGGCAGAGCAUCUACAACCAGGAGAAGCAAGACCAAGAUGUGUUUCUGCAUGUGCCUUAG
This is a messenger RNA of Guillardia theta CCMP2712, 381 nucleotides long. RefSeq lists its product as hypothetical. The record is from RefSeq and is a predicted model, not a curated record. The transcript is spliced from 3 exons. Lineage: Eukaryota; Cryptophyceae; Pyrenomonadales; Geminigeraceae. Bases 1 to 381 code for a protein of 126 amino acids.